UUGUAAUUAUACCUUGAAAUAAAUAAUGAGCAGUGCAUCUGUUAUUGAAGCUAAACUUGAAGCCGAGUCAAAGGCUUUCCAAUUAUUACAAAAAGAACUUGCUCUUGUCAUCGAGUCAAGACAACGUUUGGAAUCACAACAACAGGAAAACGAACUUGUCAACACCGAAUUCGAGCAUUUGGAUGAAGAGAGCAACAUUUACAAACUUAUCGGACCUGUCCUUGUCAAGCAAGACAAGUCUGAAGCUUCUACCAAUGUCAAGAACAGAUUGAACUUAAUCUCGAGUGAAAUUAAACGUGUGGAAACCCAAUUAAACGAUUUAACGAAAAAAUCAGAAGCCAAGAAGAACGAGAUUGGACAAUUGCAAAUGCAAUAUCAACAAGUGGCUGCUAAGAAAUAAAACCAAUAAAGACU
Messenger RNA from Mucor mucedo, 414 nucleotides. RefSeq names its product Prefoldin. Gene Ontology annotation, molecular function: protein-folding chaperone binding. Bases 26 to 400 code for a protein of 124 amino acids. The record is from RefSeq and is a predicted model, not a curated record. Gene Ontology annotation, cellular component: prefoldin complex; cytoplasm. The transcript has 5 exons. Gene Ontology annotation, biological process: chaperone-mediated protein complex assembly; protein folding. NCBI's taxonomy places the organism in Eukaryota, Fungi, Mucoromycota, Mucoromycetes, Mucorales, Mucoraceae.